CGAUUCUAUCUCCCAUAUCCACCAACCUCGCUUGGAGAGAAUGGCUUCCGAGGCUGUGUUAUCCUCCUCCUCCGCAGCUCUCCUUCUCUCUCUCAACCUCCUCUUCUUCGCCAUGGUCUCUGCAGGCGCCCCAUGCCCACCUUCACCCUCCAAGAAGCCACCCACGCCUUCUCCUGCCUCCGGCGCUUGCCCCGUCGACGCUCUUAAGCUCGGCGGGUGCGCCAACGUCCUCGAUGGCCUCAUCCACGCCAAGGUGGGCAAGCCACCCAAGGAGCCCUGCUGCUCCCUCAUCGACGGGCUCGUCGACCUCGAGGCCGCAGUGUGCCUCUGCACCGCCAUCAAGGCUAAUGUGCUGGGCAUCCAUCUCAACCUCCCGAUCAACCUCAGCUUGCUCCUCAAUUACUGCGGCAAGCAGAGCCCCACCGGUUUCAAGUGUGCUUGAGAGGAGUCCAUCGUCACUUCAUUUUCCUCAUUGUGAUGGGUGUUGUUCUUCGCUCUAUCUUCUGAAGCCUUACCACUUCCGAAGCAAAUAAGGAUCUGCUUGUUGUUCAUUAGUGUGUUGCAAUGACAUUUGGUUGUACUCCUCACAAAAUAAAGAAAAUGUAGCUUCUUUUUUAUAUUA
Messenger RNA from Musa acuminata AAA Group (dessert banana), 622 nucleotides. RefSeq names its product 14 kDa proline-rich protein DC2.15-like. Lineage: Eukaryota; Viridiplantae; Streptophyta; Magnoliopsida; Zingiberales; Musaceae. The record is from RefSeq and is a predicted model, not a curated record. The transcript has a single exon. Bases 41 to 442 code for a protein of 133 amino acids.